UGUGGGGUACGUCGCCGAAACGCUACCAUCAUGACUAUGAUCGCAUGGAGUGUAGUUUUCUCGGUCCUCGCUGUCUCUGUUGGGUUAUAUCAGCUAUAUGUGGUGCCAAUCAUGGACGCACUCUCCAUCUUCCGAAUUCAUCAACCCCUGAACAAUUUCACGAACUGUAUCACUAUCCCAGAACUUCAGGCCUGUGAAAAGAUUGUCCUACACCAACCAUCCGGCAAGCUCUUCCUCGCCUGCUCGACUCCCGAAAGUCGAUCCCGCUGGUCACCGUCUGGUCAAGAUUUCGACGCAGAACACCGUUCGACUGAAGAUUAUGUCGCCAUUUUCGACCCCAGAUCCAAGGAAAUUACACGUCUAGCCCUGGAUAAAUUUGAUUCUGACAGAGGAUUGUCGGUUCAUGGCAUGGACGUAGUUCCGUCGUCUUCCAAUCCCAACGAACUCUUCGUGUAUCUGGUCAACCAUCGUCCACCUCGUCAUGGUGACCCAAGAGCAGUUGGCGCAGAUUCGGCAGUAGAGAUUUUCAAAACCACACUUACUAGCGGGAAAUUAGUUCAUAUCAAAACCGUUGAGGACCCCUCCAUUAUUACUCCCAACGACCUUAUUGGCGCUAUGGAUGGAAAGAGCUUUUACUUUACCAACGAUCACGCUCAUAAAGUUCUACUGUUACGAACACUCCGAGAGUUUUUCAACCCCGCCACGUCGAUUGGAUACUGUCAUGUUGACGAUGGAUGCAAGCUCGUUGCAAAGAAUAUGAAGCAUCUCAAUGGAAUUGUACAAGCUCCAAAUGGAACCAUAUAUGUCGGAAGUUGCCUCGGGAAAGCAGUCCGUGUUUACGAUAGGCAGGAAGACAAUAGCAUCGUUUUGACGGACGUUAUUUCAUAUGAGACCGCUAUAGACAAUCUGUCUAUCGAUACUGACGGGGUCCUGUGGGCAGCCGGAUUCCCCAACGCACUGGCCAUGGUUAAUUAUAUCAAACAUCGGUCGACCACAGCCCCAUCAGUCUCGUGGAAACUUAGUAUCAAUACGGGCCCCAGUUCAUUCUACGGGGAGAAAUUCAAGAUUGAAAGGGCCUUCGAGGAUAGCGGGAACCUUGCUCCAGGUUCGACGACUGUCGUACACGACGCCCAACGCGGAUUGGUAUUCAUGCACGGCAUGGUUUCUCCAUGGUUAACAGUUUGCAAAGUCUGAUAUCUCCUCACAACUUAAAAGUUCAUAUUUAACCUUGAGUACUUGAAAAUAAUCAAAGUACUUCAUAAAGGCCAUCAGCUCAUG
This is a messenger RNA of Marasmius oreades (fairy-ring Marasmius), 1278 nucleotides long. RefSeq lists its product as uncharacterized. Gene Ontology annotation, molecular function: arylesterase activity. The coding region runs from base 31 to 1194 and encodes 387 amino acids. The record is from RefSeq and is a predicted model, not a curated record. Lineage: Eukaryota; Fungi; Basidiomycota; Agaricomycetes; Agaricales; Marasmiaceae. The transcript has 6 exons.